Molecule: messenger RNA, 561 nt
Organism: Brachypodium distachyon (stiff brome)
Lineage: Eukaryota; Viridiplantae; Streptophyta; Magnoliopsida; Poales; Poaceae
Exons: 2
Coding region: 1-561 (186 amino acids)
Molecular function (GO): protein binding
Source: RefSeq, a predicted model, not a curated record
AUGGAGAUCCUCCUCCGCCUCCCUCCACAGCCUUCCUCACUCCCCCGUGCCUCCCUCGUCUGCAAGCGCUGGCGCCGCCUCGUUUCCGACCCCGGAUUCUUCCGCCUCUUCCGCGAACACCGCGGUAAGCCCCCACUCCUGGGAUUCUUCUGCUGCCGCUACUUAUGUGGUACAGAGUUCACUCCCAUGAUGGAGCCGCCCAACCGCAUCCCAGCCGCGCGCUUCUCCCUGCCGCUGCCGGAGGAUGGCCACGGGCGGUGGGCGUUCGUCGACUGCCGCCACGGUCUCGCCCUCCUCCUCGACCGAACGCGGCGCAAGUGCCUCGUAUGGGAUCCCACCACGGGCCACCAGCGCCAAGUAGCUUUUCCACCAGGGUUCAUCAGCGAUCAAGAGAAACUCGUCCAAAAUGCCGCGGUGCUGUGCCCUGUCGGCGGCCAUGUCUGUUCAAAGGGAAGCUUCAGGAGGACAUUCAAGCUGGGGCAGAUCACGUUCAGCAGGAGGAGUCUUCAGAGUCUUCUAAGGAUUGAUGCAAGGUCUGGGACAUCUGGUGCAAGGCUGUGA